UGCCAGUCAUAUUGGACUUUGCAAUGUGGCCCAAGGACGACGAAGCACUUAAGCGGUAUGGCGACAAGGCAAUUUUAGAACUGAAAGAGUUUUACCAGGCUUUACUUAUUCAGAAUCGAUGCAACAUUGACAAAGUCGUCUCAGAAUGGAAUCGUUUGAAGUGCCACCUCAAAAGCUACAUAGUUGGAGCAGAAAAAAAGGAAAAAUACGUAAAUGUAUGGCAAAGCAUCUGGGAAAAUGUUAUAAUGCAAAAAGAGUGCAAAAUUGUACUGCAUAUAAUUGAAUUGUUGCUCAUAACACCAUUCACGAAUGCCAAGGUGGAGCGUUUAUUUAGCCGAAUGAACAGAAUUAAGACAACUCUGCGAAAUCGUUUGAGUACACAACGACUCGACGCUCAGCUAAGAGUUGGUGAAGAAGGAUGCCCGCUAGCUGAAUUCAAUGCGGAGGAAGCUCUCCAAUAUUGGCUAGAGCAAAAGAUUAGACGCCCAAAUGGUGCAAAACCACGAAAGUAUCCAGCAUAAAGGCAAUCAAAGUCAGCAUCAUCUACAAACGUUGUUGAUAUUGCAGCAGCUACGCUUUCCGAUUUGGAAGAGAACGAAUGCGAGGAUUUUAGUUUAUAGUUUUUAAUAUUAAUAAAAAAUAUUAGCG
Messenger RNA from Xenia sp. Carnegie-2017, 648 nucleotides. RefSeq names its product zinc finger protein 862-like. The coding region runs from base 24 to 521 and encodes 165 amino acids. Lineage: Eukaryota; Metazoa; Cnidaria; Anthozoa; Malacalcyonacea; Xeniidae. The record is from RefSeq and is a predicted model, not a curated record. The transcript is spliced from 2 exons.